Molecule: messenger RNA, 1686 nt
Organism: Apiotrichum porosum
Lineage: Eukaryota; Fungi; Basidiomycota; Tremellomycetes; Trichosporonales; Trichosporonaceae
Exons: 3
Coding region: 1-1686 (561 amino acids)
Biological process (GO): coenzyme A biosynthetic process
Cellular component (GO): cytosol; nucleus
Molecular function (GO): pantothenate kinase activity; ATP binding
Source: RefSeq, a predicted model, not a curated record
AUGUCCCUCCCCGAAAUUUCCAUUCCCGAGGCGCGCGGUAUCGAGGUCGACACGACUGGCGCGCAGAUCGUGCAGGAAGAGUCGCCCGCGACGCGUGAUUCGCGGGGCAUCUACCUCCCUCACUACAUCGAGCCUGUCUCACACAUUGCCAUUGACAUCGGCGGCUCCCUGGCCAAGGUCGUGUACUUUACGCGCUCGUCUCGGCCUGUACCCACCACCCCGCCCGCGUCGGACCCUUCCUCCCCCUUCCUUGCGCCUGCGCAGACUGUCUCGUCACCAACAGGCCAGCCGUCGUCCCUGCCCUCUCCCGAGUCGAGCAUGCUCCUCGACGGCGUGUCUGCCGCGUGUGCGACGCCCGAGCGUACUCGACCACUCGUCAACGGCGCGCUGCAGCCAGGUAUCCUCACCGAGGAGCGGGGAUCCCCACCACGCUCGCGCCGGGGCGGCAAGCUCGGCGCACACCCGCGUUUCCGCCGUGCGUCGUUGCCCGACCCCUUGCCUGGAGGUCUGGUCAACUUUGCGCGCUUUGAGACGGAACGGAUCGACGAGCUCAUUGAGUUCCUGAAUGAGCUCAUUACAGAGUCGGCAAAGGCCAACCGCGUCAGCCUCGAGCGCAUGAAGUCCAUGGUCAAGGUCAUGGCUACCGGCGGCGGCGCGCACCGGUUCUACGACCAGCUCACCUCCGAGCUGGGCGUCGAGGUGCGCCGCGAGGAGGAGAUGCACUGUCUCAUCCUCGGCCUGGGCUUUGUCGCGCGCGUCCCCGAGGAGGUGUUUUGGUUCUCCGAGGAGCUCGUGUACAAGGUGUCCCACCCGGGCCAGCCGGCCCCAGCACGACCCCUCACUAUCCCUGCCUCUGAGCUGCCCCGUCCAUCGCCCACUCCGCCAGCGUACCAGGUCACGUUUGCGCCCGAGGGCGACGAGACACCAGUGUUCCCCUGCCUGGUGGUCAACAUUGGCUCUGGUGUGUCCAUUGUCAAGGUCGAUGAGGACGGCACCUUCGAGCGUGUGUCGGGAACGUCGCUCGGCGGCGGUACACUCUGGGGUCUGCUGUCGCUGCUCACCGACGCAUCGACGUUUGACGAAAUGCUCCUCCUCUCCGAACAAGGCGACAACAGCGCCGUCGACAUGCUCGUGGGCGACAUUUACGGGUCCGACUAUAACAAGAUUGGACUCAAGUCGUCCACCAUUGCGUCCUCGUUUGGCAAAGUGUUCAAGCACGGCGAGGGCGGGCGACGAAAGGCGUUCAAGCAAGAGGACAUUGCCCGGUCCCUCUUGUACGCCAUUUCCAACAACAUUGGCCACAUUGCGUACAUGAACGCGGCAAAGUACGGUCUCGACCGCGUCUUCUUCUCGGGCUGCUUCAUCCGCGGCCACGCAGCCACCAUCUCGACGCUGUCGUACGCCAUCCGUUUCUGGUCAAAGGGCACGAUGCGCGCGUGCUUUUUGCGGCACGAGGGCUUCCUCGGCGCCAUGGGCGCGUGGAUCAAGAACGUCGAGCCAAUACACGGCGGCGCCAACGGCGUCAACGGGGUGCACGGCGUCAACGGAUCGACAACACCAACAGGGCCACCACCAGCAGCACCAGCACCAGCAGUAAUCAACAGUGUAAACGGGGGCAGCGGGGAGCGGACACCAGUGGCGGGCACGGACGACUCGCCAGACGUCAGCAAGUUGAGCAUUUCAUGA